UCAUUAUUUAUGCUAUAAUAAUAAUAAGUAUAUAAAUAACAAUUUCUAUUUAAGUUCCAAUAUUUUAUAGUUUUGUGCAACUAAUCUAUUAGACAAAUCCAAAUGUUUCAAAUACAUUAUAAUUUCUGACAAAUCUUACUUAAAAUUUUACAAAAAUAAAACGAUUAAAUCUGUACAUUAAUGGAAGUUAACUCGAGGAAAUAAAUAUAAUUAAUUGAAUUACUGCUAAACUAAUUUAAUUGUUAUUAAACAAUGAGUGCUGCUAACUCUCCCAUUGUCAAAAAUGUGCUACAUGCAGGUCAAAAGUAUAUAGCUAUUGCUAACGGCAGUAAGGCACAUUUCCAUUUUCAAACAUGGAAACUGGGAAAAGAAAAGAUCUUAAUUGAUGAUAGUAAGAAAAUUGGCAAGAAAGAACCUAUGGUUUUAGUAAUAGGUCACAAAUUCAAAUUGGAGGUAUGGGAAACUGUUGUGAAAAUGAUGGCUGUUGGUGAAGUAGCAAGUUUCACAGUGAAGAAAGAGUUGGUAUAUAGCUACCCAUUUGUGUCUAAAACAUUGCGAGAACUUGGUCAGGAGACACACAAAGUAAAACAUACUUGCACUAUGACAUUACACACAGAAGGCAUUGGCUAUCCUGAUUUAGAUGACCUAAUCAAUAAUCCAUCCGAUUUGGAAUUUAUUAUUGAACUACUAAAGGUUGAAAAAUCAGAUGAAUAUGAAAAAGAAGUGUGGCAGUACAGUAGUGAAGAACGACUACAACUGAUACCAACUCUCAAAGAAAAAGGAAAUAAGUUGUAUGGUCAGAAAGUUUAUGAUGAAGCUGAAGAGGCUUAUAGUAAGGCUAUUGCUAUAUGUGAACAGUUAAUGAUUAGAGAAAGGAAAACAGAUGAUGAAUGGAUAAAUCUAAACAAAAUAAAGCUUCCUAUAUUAUUAAAUUAUGCACAGUGUAAACUUAUCAAAGGAGAUUAUUAUGCUGUCAUAGAACAUUGCAACACAGUUCUAGAAUAUGAUGAAGAUAAUGAAAAGGCUUUGUAUAGAAGAGGGAAAGCACAUGUUGGGGCUUGGAAUCCAGAAUUAGCUAUAGAGGACUUUAAAAAGCUAAAAAUUUUGAACCCAUCUGUAAGUGCCACCGUUGACAAGGAGCUAGAGAAUAUUAAAAAACUCUGCAAACAGAAAGAAGAACAAGACAAGGAUGCUUUGAAAAAUAUGUUCAGUAAUGAACAAAAUGGUACUUAACAGUGCAUGAGCAAAAAUUGUGCCUCCAAAUAUUGUGUACCUUGUACAGUGUUACUCUGGCACUGAGAAUAUAUUAUGCUAUAGUCUAUUUUUCUUAUUCUAAAUUUUUCAUAUUUAUAUAAAUUGAAUAUUUUCAUAUACCCACUUACUUA
Molecule: messenger RNA, 1385 nt
Organism: Achroia grisella
Lineage: Eukaryota; Metazoa; Arthropoda; Insecta; Lepidoptera; Pyralidae
Product: AH receptor-interacting protein
Exons: 6
Coding region: 253-1233 (326 amino acids)
Molecular function (GO): protein binding; peptidyl-prolyl cis-trans isomerase activity
Source: RefSeq, a predicted model, not a curated record